This is a messenger RNA of Cantharellus anzutake, 2271 nucleotides long. RefSeq lists its product as uncharacterized. Gene Ontology annotation, molecular function: zinc ion transmembrane transporter activity. The transcript has 13 exons. Gene Ontology annotation, cellular component: Golgi apparatus; membrane. The record is from RefSeq and is a predicted model, not a curated record. Gene Ontology annotation, biological process: zinc ion transport; transmembrane transport; intracellular zinc ion homeostasis. Lineage: Eukaryota; Fungi; Basidiomycota; Agaricomycetes; Cantharellales; Hydnaceae. The coding region runs from base 1 to 2271 and encodes 756 amino acids.
AUGAGAAGCUCUAUCCGGAAGACGCUGGACCCGCGGACGCGCUCCAGGCGGCCUAUGAAGGUCCUUGAGCGUGAUGAGAGCGUCACUCUGGCAAAGCUUGCGCCCUCACUGCUAAAUGCGACUUUACGGGGCGUCUCCCUAUACUUAUGUAAGGAAUGGCUACUUGAGAGGAAGGUUGGCUCCCUGUGGGCCCUAACUAGAGUCAUCGGAGUUGUUGGCCUGCUCUCUACUUUCGUUUGGCUACCUUAUCGAAGAAAAAUAGCACGUUUGGAUUGGAAUCUUGUUGUCAUUCCUUCAUUAGCACUUAUGCUCCAAUAUUGGUCACUCUAUUCAGCCCUUGCUCGCGUGUCAUUGCCGCAGGUGCUAGGCUUCACUUUCACCUCUUCCUACUGGCUUCCCGCUCUCACUACUGCUAUUUCCCUACGAAAAACUUUAUAUGUCAUACUGGCGGCCUCUUUGUCCAUCUUAUCAUCUAUCUAUUCCCCCGCCCUCACUGGACCUGCUCCCACCCUGCGAUCUGUCUCACUAGGAUAUAUCUGCAUUCUUAUCCAUGCAGUCGCCAAAACCGUUCAUCGAAUAUACUUCGACCAGCUCUUAUUACAAUCGUCAGUUUCACAUCAUGUUUCCUCUUCCAUUAUUUUGACUGGCGCAGGGGGGUUUGCAUUCCAACUUGGUCUUCUCUCUUCUUUCAUAUCAGCAUCAGACCCCCCUCCUGCUCCACAUGCCCCCAUGUUAGUUCUUCCUAUCCUAGCUGCCUCUCUUGCUUGCAGCACCUUCGUGCCGCAUCAUAUCCGCGGUGAGGAACAACAUCCUGCGCUUGUUUUGAUCUCCUUCCCAGCGGAACAAUUUGUGGCCUUCUUCACUGGGAUCACAUUAUUCGGAAAAGCACUGGGCUUUGCCAAUCUAAUAGUUCUGGGUCUUCUGUGCUCUGUAUUAUCGAUAUCGACUCAGACUGCGUCAGGCAGCGCGCCGAUCGUCACUACCAAGCAGCUCAAGGCUUUCUUCGACACCAUCAUGUCAAAUCCCGAAUCUCGGAAGAUAUCUUACUUCCUCGCUCUGAAUCUUGCUUUCAUGGGCGUGCAGAUCAUGUAUGGUGUAUGGACAAACAGCCUUGGCUUAAUUUCAGACGCAAUACACAUGUUCUUUGACUGCAUGGCUAUUGGAGUGGGUCUAGUAGCCUCCAUCAUGGCACGAUGGCCACCGAACGAGCGUUUUACUUAUGGCUAUGGGCGUAUUGAAACACUAUCUGGUUUUGCGAAUGGCAUGUUUCUAAUUCUAAUAUCCAUAUUCAUCGUCUUCGAAGCGAUCCAGAGAAUCGCCAAUCCCCCGGAGAUGGAAACGAAGCAAUUGCUAUUAGUGAGCACGAUGGGUCUAGGCGUCAAUCUCUUUGGGAUGUUUGCUAUGGGUGGGCAUCACCAUCACCAUCAUCACGGACAUGGGCACAGUCAUGAUGGUCAUGACCACAUCAAACAUGGGGAAACUACCGAACACCACGAACACCACGACCACCACGAGCAUCACGAGCAUCACGACCACGAUCACGACCAUGACCAUGACCAUGAUCAAGCCGAAGCCCAUGAUCACAGUCCUGACGAAACACACCAUAAUCAUGUGCACCUGAACGCAACUCGUUCUCUUCAUGCUCAUGAUGAGCAUGAACACCAUGGCGAGAAGUGCGAUCAUGAGAGUCACCACGAACAUGGACAUGACCACGUGCAAACUACGCAACCCCAAACGCAUAGCGAACGCUCCCAUGUUCAUCAUUCUCAUGCAAAACAUUCCCAUGGCCAUGGCCAUGAUCAUGGUCAUGGACACGGUCAUAAUAUGCGAGGGGUAUUUUUACACGUCAUGGCGGACACUUUGGGAUCCGUUGGCGUCAUCAUUUCCACAAUUCUGAUUGAACAGUAUGGAUGGACAGGAUUCGACCCAAUAGCGUCACUUUUCAUUGCCGCGCUCAUCGUUGCUAGUGUUGUACCGCUGAUGAUCGACUGUGGACGGGUCCUAAGCCUCGACCUAGGCGGACAAGAGGACGCCGUUAGACGAGCUUUAAGUGAAGUCUCGCAAGUCGAGGGUGUGAGAAACUACGAAAAUCCGCGAUUCUGGCCCAAAGACUCCGAGACCAUUGUUGGCGCAAUAACCAUCAAUUUAUCACGGUCGCCCAGUGAUGGUGACCAACUACUAUUGCCCAUCUCUGACGUUGUCUCCAGUGUGGAACACUGCCUUCGUCGGUGCAUCCCUUCAUUAGCCGAACUCAAUAUACAAGUUUCAUAA